CGCUUUUAUCAUAGAGUGAAGGUGCAUCUCUAAAUGCUUAAUAUGUUGUUGAUUAAAUUUCCUUCUUGUUGUAUUCGUUAAAUCUCACCUGUAUGUGCACUUGUAAGCGUACGCCGCUCACCAUGCUCUUACAACACACAACAUACCACAAGGCUAGAUUCAAUCCGCUGCAUAUUUGGAUCUCACUAGGAAUUUACUCCUAAGUCACUCCCAGGCAUCUGACAGAGUUUCUCACUGAUUUAUAUAAAAUCAAGGACUACAAAAAUCAAUUUAUAAAUUGCACGACCUUUGAGCGACCGCACAUGUACGAGUAAUGUGUAAUCUCCGGAAUGAUAAUUUCAGUCAUCCAGAUUUCUGGGGACACUAAUAUCAAAAUUUGACACAAUUUGCUAUAGUUUAAACUAUCGAGAGCUUUUUAAUAUAAUGUUAUUUUAUUUUUUCCAGGUUCUAACAGUCGUAUAACAGAAGAGAGCUUGAGAUGGUCUUCCUGUGUUCUGGGUCAAAGAUUUUGGGAGCACAGGCAAUUACUAAGAAUAUAUGUAAAUUCUUGGGUACUACAGUUAAACCUAUUUUAAAGCCAGAAAUAAAGCGAAACUCGAUUUUCAUCAACAAUGAAUGGGUGGAGUCAUCUAGUGGAAAAACCUUUGACACUAUAAACCCAGCAACUGGUAAAGUAAUAUGUCAAGUUUCGGCAGGUGAUAAGGCUGACAUAGAUAAAGCAGUUAAAGCAGCUCGUAAAGCCUUCGAAUUUGGUUCUGAGUGGCGUACCAUGGACGCAUCACAUCGUGGUGUAUUACUUAACAAAUUGGCUGAUCUUAUUGAACGUGACAGAGUUUAUUUGGCUUCUUUGGAAACAUUGGAUAAUGGGAAACCAUUUGCUGAUUCAUAUAAUAUUGAUCUAGAUUUAGUGAUCAAAUGCUACAGGUAUUAUGCUGGCUGGGCAGACAAAUAUCAUGGGAAAACUAUACCUGUCAAUGGAAACUAUAUGUGUUUCACUCUUCAUGAACCAGUUGGUGUUUGUGGACAAAUUAUACCGUGGAAUUUUCCACUUCUUAUGCAGGCAUGGAAGCUUGGUCCAGCAUUAGCAACGGGAAACACAGUGGUAAUGAAGACAGCAGAACAAACUCCGUUAUCUGCAAAUUGGGUAGCUGAAUUAAUCAAAGAAGCCGGUUUCCCACCUGGUGUAGUGAACAUUGUUCCAGGAUUUGGUGAAACUGCUGGUGAUGCUCUGGUCGUUCAUCCUGAUGUUGAUAAAAUUGCGUUUACUGGUUCAACAGCUGUAGGACGAUUGAUUGGUCAGAAUGCUUAUAAACAUGGUGUGAAACGAAUUACUUUAGAACUUGGUGGAAAGAGUCCAUUAAUUAUUUUCAGUGAUGGUGAUUUUGAUCGAGCCAUAGCUACGUCACAUUUUGGUUUAUUUUUCAAUCAAGGCCAAUGUUGUUGUGCAAGUUCACGUAUAUUUGUUGAAGAAUCAAUUUAUGAUAAGUUUGUUGAAUAUAGUAGUGAAGAAGCUAAAAAACGUAUAGUUGGUAAUCCUUUUGAUUUAAACACAACACAAGGUCCACAAGUUGAUGAACACCAAUUUCAAACUGUUAUGUCAUACAUUGAAUCUGGCAUAAAAGAAGGUGCCAAAUUAUGUACCGGUGGCAAACAGUUAGAAUCAGAUGGUUAUUUCAUUCGUCCUACAGUUUUUGCUGAUGUUCAAGAUGAAAUGCGCAUUGCUCGUGAGGAAAUAUUUGGACCUGUAAUGCAAAUUAUGAAAUUUCGAUCAUUAGAUGAAUUGAUACAUAGAGCAAAUCAUACACAAUAUGGUCUUGCAGCUGGUAUAUUCACUAAUAAUUUAGAAAAAGCUAUGCAUGUUAUGCAACAUUUACAGGCUGGCACUGUUUGGAUCAAUUGUUAUUAUGUUUUCGAUGCUGCUGCACCUUUUGGAGGUUAUAAGUUUUCUGGAGUUGGUCGAGAAUUAGGUGAAUAUACUUUACAAAAUUAUACAGAAGUUAAAACUGUGACCACACGGAUACUUCAGAAGAAUUCAUAAACACAGAUAACUAUCGGUUAUUUAUUUUUGCUAUGCUUCAUAAAAUUUAAUAUUUGAAAUUGGUAGUCAAUUUGAAUUUUUAACUCAUGAAGGCAUAAUUGAAAGUCUGUGAUAAAAUGGUGUUCGAUUUUAAAUACACUUUUUUUU
Messenger RNA from Schistosoma rodhaini, 2185 nucleotides. NCBI's taxonomy places the organism in Eukaryota, Metazoa, Platyhelminthes, Trematoda, Strigeidida, Schistosomatidae. The record is from the annotation of a GenBank genome assembly.